UCUCUUAUUUUAUUCAUUUUUGUCUUACACUCACCCACAUUUUUACGUUUACAUUUAUCUUACUUUAUCCAUAUUUUAUUAUAUUCAACUAACUUUUCUACUUUUAUGUUAAUAUUUGUGCAAAUAAUAACUGUAAAUUAAGAUCUUUAUGAAUGGAGGUAAUAUAAUUUAGUGUCAGUUAAAUUAUUUUUUUGAUAGCACAAUAACAGACAAUCACACCGUCAUGCCCUUGCUUUAUUGGCAAGAAUGUGGGCUGGGGCCACCACCGACCUACCAACUUUAACACACACUACAUAGUCUAGGGAAGAGGCAAGGGAUACAAUAUCCGCUAUAACAUGAUGAAUCUGAGUAUCCGCCAUCGUCGGACUCCUAAGAGCUUGGAUAGCUUCUUGGCAAUCUAUCUUAAUCAAGAUGUUCAUGGAUAGAUCAAAGUAAAUCGACUCUGCUAAUAUCGCGCGAGUAUUGGUUUGUGCGUAGUGAUUGUAUCCGUACAGUUCGAAUGAGCAAACUAUAUUUUUCGAGUCAUUUCUAUUUUGGUCUCGAUUGAGAUGGUUAUUGACAACUUUAGGUAUGAUUUUUUUUGGUGUACCACCCAGUUCAUCCUUAUAGCUAAUUCAGAUUCGGGAUGAGUUCUUAGUAGAUAGGUUUUAGUCCCCUCCCAAUUAUUAUUGCAGGGGAUCGAACACGGGGUCCUCCCUACCAAGUUCAGCCUCAAUCGUCAUUGAACCAACAGUCAAUUGGUACAGCUUUAGGUAUAUUUGUCACUAGCUUCGAACCGAUAAUUGUUAUAGUCACAAUAUUUUUCUUCAUGUGCUAAACAUUAUUUAAGGUCAGCAACCGUUGUGCAUGCGGACAUAUGUAGCUUACCUAGUAUGUUAAUUAAAGCUAGUUUACUAGAAAGGUUUUAAUGUUGGCCAUCAUUAGGCUUGAUCUUAGAACUUGGAGUACGUGAGUACGUCGUACCCGAUCCCUAGGUUAAAUAAUCCUUUCAAUUCUUACUAAUUUGCCUAAGAAUUUUUGUCUCAAGUAUUAACUUAAUUAACACAUGAUGAGAAAAGUAACAAUUAAUUAAUUAUAUGUAUUAAUAAACACUUCAAACUCGAAAAAUCAUCCUUAAGUUGAGGUAAAGGCAAUAAUUUACAACCGAAGUAUCAUAUUUGUUCAAAUUUAAAUGAGAAAAAAACAUGAUUGAAGCAAUAUCUUAGCUGUUCUUUUUGAAUUACAAGUAUAAUAUACCAAUACUCUUACACGUCUCUUUUUAUAUAAAACUAAAUUCUCUUGCAUUUUUUAGCCAUUGACAAAUGACAAUAAUUAAGAAAGAGGAGCACAAACCACCGGAAGAAGCUAUCCUAGAGAGCAUUUGGGCGAACUACAUCGGUGCACCAAAAUCACAAGAAGCGUGGAAUACACCGGGAAUUUUUCAAGAUUGGAUUGGAAUACCUUCUUUAGAGGAACAAGAUGAAGCUUCAAACGCGCUAAAGAGGCUACCUAGCCUAGGAAGAUGGGUGUCAAUGGGUUCUGAGACAUGGGAAGGGUUACUUAAUGGAAAUAUUGGUUAUAGUACUACAAACCCUAGCGAAACUUGUUACUUGGAGGACAAGAAAAACAACGAAUGGGAAAGAAAUAAUUCAAGGGAGAAUGUGGAGAAGACGAACACAAACAUACCAAUUCGACAUUAUAGAGGAGUAAGAAGGAGGCCAUGGGGGAAGUACGCGGCUGAGAUAAGGGACUCAACUAAGAAAGGAGCUAGAGUUUGGCUUGGAACGUUUAAUACAGCUGAAGAGGCCGCUUUGGCUUAUGACAAAGCGGCCUUGAGAAUAAGAGGGGUGGCUAAAGCUUCUCUUAACUUUCCCCUUGAGGCAGUCAUCAAAGCUAUAGGAAGUCAAUAUGAGAAUAAUCAUUGUAAUAAUACUCCUAAGAAAAGAGAAGGAAAAGAUCAUAAUAAUUAUUGGGAGUCGCAAAGUGAUUAUUAUGUUAAUGAAUUCAUGAUUGAGCAACCAUCAUUUAAAAGAUCAAGAUUUAGCAUGGAGAAUAAUAUACUUGGUGGUGCUCAACAUGGUGUACUUGAGUUGGAAGAUCUUGGGAGUGAUAUCUUGGAAAAUUUGCUUUCUUCAACUUAUUGAUUCUUUUUUUUUUUUACCAUAUUUAAGAUGUGUACAUAAAUGAGUUAUGAUCAAUAUAUUGUUCACCUAUAUAUGGCUUAGGUGAAUAGGUGUGUUGAAACUCUUAUACUUAGCCAGUAACUAUUACUCUCUCCGUUUUAUUUAAUGUCUUUUAAUGAAAGCCGUAUACGCUUAUCAUUCCAUAAUGUACAAUUUUUUUUAUCUUUUGUAAGUACUC
Spinacia oleracea (spinach) is the source of this 2340-nucleotide messenger RNA. Its product is annotated as ethylene-responsive transcription factor ERF091-like. Lineage: Eukaryota; Viridiplantae; Streptophyta; Magnoliopsida; Caryophyllales; Amaranthaceae. The coding region runs from base 1302 to 2123 and encodes 273 amino acids. The transcript has a single exon. The record is from RefSeq and is a predicted model, not a curated record. Gene Ontology annotation, molecular function: DNA-binding transcription factor activity; DNA binding. Gene Ontology annotation, biological process: ethylene-activated signaling pathway; regulation of DNA-templated transcription.